AAAAAAUCUCCAGCCUAAAGUUCCGGUUUGAGGAAACCCAACGGAAGAUGGAACGUGGAGAUGAUUGUAGGAGCGGGGAGGAGAGCGGACUGUGGAGCCAAAAAGCCAUUUAUUUCGGGGUCUGAGAGUUGCAGUUAGGAAUAACUCGGAGCUGUCCUGUUUGAGGGCUAAAGGGGGAUUUGAUCCCCCAUGGCCACCACUGACAGCAUCAUUGUGCUUGAUGAUGACGAUGAGGAUGAAGCAGCUGCUCAGCCAGGCCCCUCUCACCCACCGUCCAAUCCAGCCUCACCAGCGCCAGAAGCCUCUGGUCCCUCCGAGCCACUUGGGGAUGGAGGGAGCAGUAACUCCGGUAGCAGGAAAUGCUACAAGUUGGAAAAUGAAAAGUUGUUUGAAGAGUUCCUUGAACUGUGUAAGAUUCAGACAUCGGACCACCCUGAGGUGGUUCCGUUCCUCCUCAAACUGCAGCAGCGAUCCCAGUCUUUAUUUCUGGCCUCUGCAGAGUUCUGCAACAUACUCUCCAGGGUUCUGUCUCGCUCUCGGAACCGGCCAGCUAAGCUCUAUGUGUACAUUAAUGAGCUCUGCACUGUUCUUAAAGCGCAUUCAACCAAGAAAAAGUUGAACUUGGCUCCCGCAGCCUCAACGCCCAGUGAACCGUCUGGUGAUAACCCAUCCGGCGAUGCUCCCUCUGACCUCACAAAUGCCGAAGCCACUGCCCCUGAGGCCUCAAGGACUCGAGGUUCCCGGAGGCAGAUCCAGCACUUGGAGCAGCUGCUGGCACUGUACGUAGCAGAGAUCCGGCGGCUGCAGGAGAAGGAAUUGGAUCUGUCAGAGCUGGAUGACCCGGACUCCUCGUAUUUGCAGGAGGCACGUCUGAAGCGGAAACUGAUCCGCCUCUUCGGGCGGCUGUGUGAGCUGAAGGACUGCUCUUCACUGACCGGCCGGGUCAUAGAGCAGCGGAUCCCCUACCGGGGCACCCGAUACCCAGAGGUCAACAGGCGCAUUGAGCGGCUCAUCAACAAGCCGGGGCCUGACACCUUCCCUGACUAUGGAGAUGUGCUGAAGGCGGUGGAGAAGGCAGCGACCCGGCACAGUUUGGGCCUUCCCCGACAGCAGCUGCAGCUCAUGGCUCAGGAUGCCUUCCGGGAUGUGGGCGUCAGGUUGCAGGAGCGGCGCCACCUUGAUCUCAUUUACAACUUUGGCUGCCACCUCACGGAUGACUAUAGGCCAGGCGUUGACCCUGCCCUGUCUGAUCCCAUAUUGGCCCGCCGCCUUCGGGAAAAUCGGAGCUUGGCCAUGAGCCGGCUGGAUGAAGUCAUCUCCAAGUAUGCAAUGAUGCAAGACAGGAGUGAGGAGGGCGAGAGACAGAAGAGGAGAGCACGGCUUCUAGGCAAAUCUUCCCAUUCUUUGGGUUCCCCCAAAGCCUCCUUGGAUUCUGGUGAGGGUCCUAGUGGAGUGGCAUCUAAGGAGUGCCAUACUACCUCCAAAGAUGAGACUGAUGAUGAUGAAGAAGAUGAGGAAAGUGAGGAGGAGGAGGAGGAAGAGGAAGAGGAAGAAGAGGAGGAGGAAGAAGCCACUGAAGAUGAAGACGAGGAUCUAGAACAGUUGCAGGAAGAUCAGGAGGGUGACGAGGAAGAAGAGGAAGAAGGAGAAAACGAAGGAGAUAAGAGUCCUAUGUCCCCACCAGACUUCUCCACUAGAAGGAACUCAGAAACCUUAAGUGAGCCUAGGUCUCCAGGGGAACAGCAAAACAGAGGACUGACAGGGACACCAGCGUCCCUGCUGGGGGAGUCCCCGGAGCCUCCCAGCAUAGAUGCCGAAAGCAGCGGGGAUCAGCUGCCACUGCUGGAGGAGCAGAGUCCUGGAUCCCAGCUUUCUGAGCUAGAGAGUCAAGCCUUGCAAGAGGAUACCUCCUCUUCCCCCGAGGAGAGGCUCAUCUCCUCUUCCAGGAGUCAGUCAGAAGAGUCUCUCACCAUCUUAGAAAACGGGGCAGCUGUGGUUACCUCCACACCCUUCAAUGGACAUGUGUCUUCUCACAUGUGGCGAGAUACCAGUCCCCCCUGCAAGCGAUCUCGGAAGGAAAAGAGGCAGCUGGGGUCUGGACCAUUAGAAAACAGCUCCGUGGCAAGGGUGCUGGCCCAGCUGGAGAGCGGGAGGAAGACAAGCACCCCAUCUUCUCUGUUUUCCCCCUUGGCCUGUGUGGCUCCUGUUGCUGAUUCCUCCACAAGAGUGGACUCUCCCAGCCAUGGCCUGGUGACCAGCUCCUUCUGCAAUCCUCCAUCCCUGACAUCUCAAAUUCCCCAACCUCCGUCCCCCCGGCCUUGUAUUUAUAAGACGAGCGUGGCCACACAGUGCGACCCUGAGGAGAUCAUCGUGCUCUCGGACUCUGAUUAGCAGCCCACUCCCCCUGCCUCCAGAAUGCUUUGGAUAGCUGUCGGAGGAUGGUGAGAGACAGGGCAAGAUGAACUUGAGCUCCUCCCGUUUUUGGUGGUAUAAUAAGAUGUUUAAGUUUUACACAGACACAUUAAUAAAAUGAAUUUUUUUUAUUGUA
Molecule: messenger RNA, 2548 nt
Organism: Psammomys obesus (fat sand rat)
Lineage: Eukaryota; Metazoa; Chordata; Mammalia; Rodentia; Muridae
Gene: Daxx
Product: death domain associated protein
Exons: 8
Coding region: 190-2391 (733 amino acids)
Molecular function (GO): histone binding
Source: RefSeq, a predicted model, not a curated record